Messenger RNA from Dufourea novaeangliae, 640 nucleotides. RefSeq lists its product as uncharacterized. Bases 1 to 357 code for a protein of 118 amino acids. NCBI's taxonomy places the organism in Eukaryota, Metazoa, Arthropoda, Insecta, Hymenoptera, Halictidae. The transcript has 3 exons. The record is from RefSeq and is a predicted model, not a curated record.
AUGGCGCCGGGGGUGGCGUUCACGAUCGGGCUGAUCCUCGUCGUCGGGCACCUACAGCUUGGACCGGGCACCCACGCCAAGACGUUCGCGUUCCCCGAGUACCCGUACAAGGAGAUCACCAAGAAUGAACUUCUCUUUAGGCAGUUCGAGCAGGCUUGCGAGGAAAGCGGAGCCUGCAAGAUGCUCCCGCCAGAGAGGAGCGACAUGGCCAAGACCAGAUGCAUUCGGGAGUGCGUAUCGCCGUCCUGUUACAAAGAGAUCUACCUAUUCGAUCAGCUAGAAGAAGGGGAGAUCGACGUGAGAUUAAACUCGUUCAAGGGUUGCUUCAUGCAGCGCAACAGCCGACCGCGGAAGUAAAGAAAGGAGAAGAAAAAACACAGACGAAGAUGGAAAGUGACGAAGGUGAAAUGGGCAAGGGAACGAGUCCAAGCCACCCGUCGCGCACGAAUCUCAACGCCAAUUGGCGCGCUAUGCCGACCACGUCCAUUAACAGUUUCCGAUUACGAUUUAGGGGACGCGAUCCCGUUCCACCGGAGAGAUUAGAACCGAGAUCGAUCGAUCGAGGUAUAUUAUACAUAUAUAAAUAUAGCAAAACCAAACCAAAAACGCUGAAUUUCAGGAUCACAAGAUAAAGAGAGCG